Messenger RNA from Lactuca saligna, 832 nucleotides. Lineage: Eukaryota; Viridiplantae; Streptophyta; Magnoliopsida; Asterales; Asteraceae. The record is from the annotation of a GenBank genome assembly.
AUGAAUUUAAAUUCUGUUGUUGAAAAUGUUACUAAGAGUGUGGGUCUAAAUGAUCACCAGGAAGGUGUAUCUUUUAGUCAAUUUAUUUGCGAUCUAGUUGUUGAAAGUAUUCUUAAAACUUUGGAUCAAGGUACUGAUGGUUGUAUAAAUCAGAAACAAGUUGAAGAGGAUGUGAAUGAGAAUUUGACUGGUUUUGAUGAUGGGACUAUAAAUUUGGGUGAGGAUGAUCAUAAGAAAAAAGUAAUUUUAGAUCAUAAUGUUGAUAAAGUUAUUGUAGCAAAGAAGGAUGGAGAAGGUGAAGAUGUCGAACAUUGUUCAAAAAAUGUUGAAGAUUGUUCAAAUAAAAACAAGGAUUCAAAUGAGACUCGAUCAUUGAAAAAUAAGAUUGUUCCAAGUUUUAGCCUUGGAUUUAGUCAAGAUUCUGAAGGUGAUGUUGAUUUCGAUGAUAAGUAUGGUGCAGUUUUUAAACCUCUUAAAAAGUCUUUUUUAAGGUAUAUAAAAGAGAUCAAUCAUGCUAAAGCAAAUGAAAUGGCUGAUAAAAAUGUUACUCCAGUAAGAUUGAUAAUGCCAUGGAGGACGGUUUAUAACAAAGUGGAUUGUGGAGUUUUUGCUAUGAUAAAUAGGUUGUAAAUGGAAAUGUGGUCUUCCAAAAAAAGGUGCUUCUCAGGAAUUUUUUUUGGAGAAGUUGAGAAUGAAAUAUGCAACAACAAUGUUAACUUUUGAGAUUAAUAAAAAGCAUGAUGAUGUGUUAAAAGCUGAGUAUGAGUAUCAAAAAGUUGAUCUAAAAUUCGUGGUAAGCAUGCAUAUGAUGCUCAAUGGAAUAUAGAAACAA